Molecule: messenger RNA, 276 nt
Organism: Botrytis porri
Lineage: Eukaryota; Fungi; Ascomycota; Leotiomycetes; Helotiales; Sclerotiniaceae
Exons: 3
Coding region: 1-276 (91 amino acids)
Source: RefSeq, a predicted model, not a curated record
AUGCAAUUCCCCAGCAUCAUCAUCUCCUCCCUCCUCGCUUUCACUACCAACGUCAAUGCCUGGUCCCAAAACGAUGAUACCAAAGUCUGGACUGCAGGUAACAACUACACGAGCAUUCGCGGCUCUGUGGUCCACGAAGCGUGCACCGAGAUGAAUACGCAAAAUAUUCGUGCCCAUGGAACGGAUUGCGCUUAUUGGACUAAUGGGGUGGGAGGUCUUUUGGUGGGGAAGUGCAACUAUCAAGGAAACUCGGUUCUUUGCAUCAGUGGUUGUUAG